Ictalurus punctatus (channel catfish) is the source of this 5834-nucleotide messenger RNA. It is a transcript of the gene usp47, whose product is annotated as ubiquitin specific peptidase 47. NCBI's taxonomy places the organism in Eukaryota, Metazoa, Chordata, Actinopteri, Siluriformes, Ictaluridae. The record is from RefSeq and is a predicted model, not a curated record. Gene Ontology annotation, biological process: protein deubiquitination. Gene Ontology annotation, molecular function: protein binding; cysteine-type endopeptidase activity; cysteine-type deubiquitinase activity. Gene Ontology annotation, cellular component: cytosol; nucleus. The transcript is spliced from 29 exons. The coding region runs from base 294 to 4355 and encodes 1353 amino acids.
ACGCAGAGAUUGAGCUGAAAUCUCGCGCACACUGACUGAGAGACGGCCAUUUUUAGCGCUCAUUGAUUUGCUGUUUGUGUUUUGCAGUUAAAAAGAUAGAAAGAAAGAAAGAUAGAGGGUAGAAAAGAAAGUGUCCGCGAUUACUUCGAGAACAAGUUUGUAAGCGGACAUUUUGGCGUCAGGAUCCGGCUGGAUUUGGGCCCCGAGCGCGAAUGAUGUUCAUCCGAAAGGCUUCAGAGAGUCGCUGUUGACAUCAGAGCCGCGGGGUUGAUGUGCGUUUAACAGCCGCCCGAAUGGAAAUGGUGCCCAGCGAGGAAAACCAGCUCGUACCCAAAGAGGGUAUGUUUUGGAGUUGCAGGCAGAGUAUUUUGGAGGAGAUGAAGAAGAGGUUCUCGCAGAUCGAGAACGCUGCCGAGGAACCCCGAGUGCUGUGUAUUGUCCAGGACACCACCAACGCCAAGACCGUCAACGAGAGACUGACGCUCAACCUCCCGGCUUCCACCACCCUCCUGAAGCUCUACGAAGACGUCGCUCACAAAGCCGGCUACGUGAAUGGCACCUUUGAGCUGGCAUGGGCCAACGUGGUGGAUUUGGCUCCUCUGGACCAGGCCAGUGAGAUGUCUCUGGUGGAGUCUGGGUUCGAGCCGGGGAAGAGGAACUUCCUUCAACUCAUGGACAAGGAUGGCGAGCAGCCUCAGAUAGCUUCUGAUGAGUCCGGCACGGCGGACAGCAGCGGGCUGGACGACAGUUCUCAGGACCGCUUCAUCGGUCCCUUGUCCCGUGAUGGUACGGUGGGCUGUAGCAGUGACUACAGCAGCCCCAGCUACUCCUACUCCUCCAUUCUCAACAAGUCUGAGACAGGAUAUGUGGGUUUGGUCAACCAGGCCAUGACUUGCUACCUGAACAGUUUACUGCAGACGCUGUUCAUGACGCCAGAGUUUAGAAAUGCUCUCUACAAUUGGGAGUUUGAGGAGUCCGAGGAAGGUCCUGUCACUAGCAUCCCCUACCAGCUGCAGAGGCUGUUUGUGCUACUGCAGACCAGCAAGAAACGAUCCAUAGAGACCACAGACGUGACGCGCAGCUUUGGCUGGGACAGCAGUGAAGCCUGGCAACAGCACGACGUCCAGGAGCUUUGUCGGGUCAUGUUCGACGCCUUGGAGCAGAAGUGGAAACAGACAGAGCAGGCUGACCUUAUAAAUCAGCUGUACCAGGGAAAACUGAAGGACUAUGUGCGCUGUCUGGAGUGCGGCAACGAAAGCUGGAGGAUCGAUACAUACCUGGAUAUCCCGUUGGUCAUCAGGCCUUUCGGAGCCAGCCAGGCCUUUGGCAGCGUGGAGGAAGCACUGCAGGCCUUCAUCCAGCCUGAAACUUUGGACGGGCCCAACCAGUAUUUCUGCGAGCGCUGCAAGAAGAAAUGCGAUGCACGCAAGGGUCUGCGGUUUCUGCACUUUCCCUACCUGCUGACGUUGCAGCUGAAACGUUUUGACUUUGACUACACCACUAUGCACCGAAUCAAGCUCAACGACCGCAUGACCUUCCCCGAGGAGCUCGACAUGAGCCCCUUUAUUGACCUCGAGGACGAGAAAUCCCCUCAGACAGAGAGCUGCACUGACAGUGGGGCGGAGAACGAAGGCAGUUGCCACAGUGACCAGAUGAGCAACGACUUCUCCACGGAUGAUGGUGUUGACGAGGGCAUCUGCCUGGACAGUACCAGUGCUGCCGAGAGGGUGCUUAAGCCAAAGAGCUCACUGACCUAUGAACUGUUCUCGGUAAUGGUGCAUUCUGGGAGUGCCGCAGGUGGACACUACUACGCCUGCAUCAAGUCCUUUAGCGAUGGCCAGUGGUACAGCUUCAACGACCAGCACGUCAGCAAGAUCACACAGGAUGACAUCAGAAAGACGUACGGUGGUUCCUCAGGGAGCAGAGGCUAUUACUCCAGUGCCUUUGCCAGCUCCACAAACGCAUACAUGCUCAUAUAUAGACUGAAAGAUUCCUCAAGGAAUGCAAAGUAUCUCGACGCUGAAGACUUCCCAGAGCACAUAAAGCGUCUCGUUCAGAGGGAGCGAGAGUCCGAGGAGCAGGAGAAAAGACAACGAGAGAUCGAGCGCAACACCUGCAAAAUCAAGCUGUUCUGCAUGCAUCCUGUCAAGAUGAUGAUGAUGAUGGAGAACAAGCUGGAGGUUCACAAGGACAAAACACUCCGAGAGGCCACAGAAAUAGCGUACAAGCUGAUGGAGCUUGAGGGCGUAGUUCCUCUGGACUGCUGUCGCUUGGUGAAGUACGAUGAAUUUCAUGAAUAUCUGGAGCGCUCAUAUGAGGGGGAGGAGGACAUGCCCAUGGGGCUGCUUCUUGGCGGGGUUAAAUCCUCCUACAUGUUCGAUUUGCUACUAGAGACCCGUCGACCCGACCAAGUGUUCCAGCCUUAUAAACCUGGAGAGGUGAUGGUGAAGGUCCACGUGGUGGAUCUGAAGAGCGAGACCAUCGGCGCUCCCGUCAGCGUCAGGGCAUACCUGAACCAAACCAUUACGGAGUUCAAGCAACUCAUCGCACAAGCCACCGGGCUUCCCGCAGAAACCAUGCGAGUCGUCCUGGAGCGUUGCUAUAACGACCUCCGGCUUCUCUACGUGCCCAACAAGACACUGAAGGCUGAGGGUUUCUUCAGGAGUAACAAGGUUUUCGUGGAGAGCUCCGACUCUGAGGACCACCAGGCGGCGUUCACCGACUCUCUCCUGUGGAAGCUUCUGGACCGUCACGGCAACACAAUCAGACUGUUUGUUUCGCUCCCGGAGCAGUCCCCAGGCUCCAUAGCCCACAGAACUAGUUGCCCCAAAGUGAGCGCUGACUCUGAGGACUCGUUCGAGGGGGGUAAAUGCAGCGGGCAUUGCGUCGAGGCCAUACUGGAAGAGAGCACGGAGAAGUUAAAGAACCUUUCCCUCCAACAGCAGAAGCAGAAGCAAACCUCCAGCACCAGCGAGAGCCAGAAGAGUUCAGACCACAGCGAUUUCGAGCACCUCGAUUUCCCUCAGCCCGAGAACCAGCUGGCUUCGGAGGAACGCUCAGACUCUGACGCCAACAACGACCGCAGCACUAGCUCCGUGGACUCGGACAUCCUGAGCUCGAGCCAUAGCAGUGACACGCUGUGUAACGCUGACGGCACGCCUCUGCCUCUGGCCAACGGCCUCGACUCGCACAGCAUCACCAGCAGCCGCCGAUCCAAAGCCCACGAGGGCAAGAAGGAGACGUGGGACACGGCCGAGGAGGACUCGGGCACGGACAGCGAAUACGACGAGAACGGCAAGAGUAAAACGCAGACGCAUUACCUGUACUUCAGAGCAGAACCAUAUUCACAGGAGGGUGCUGCCGGGGAUGGACAGAAAGGUUUACUUGUCCAUGUUGAUAAAAGGAUCACACUGGCAUUGUUCAAGCAGAACCUGGAGCCGUUCGUCGGAGUCCCCUCUACUCAGUUCAAGGUCUUCCGGGUCUACGCCAACAACCAGGAGUUUGAGAGCGUGCGACUCAACGAGACUCUUUCUUCUUUUUCAGAUGACAACAAGAUCACCAUUCGGUUCGGACGAGCCCUAAAGAAAGGAGAAUACAGGGUAAAGGUGUACCAGCUGUUAGUCAAUGAAUCCGAGCCUUGUAGAUUCCUGUUGGAUACAGUGUUCGCUAAGGGCAUGACAGUGAGGCAGUCUAAAGAGGAGCUACUGCCCCAGCUCCGAGACCAGUGCAAACUGGACCUUAGCAUAGACAGGUUUCGACUCCGGAAGAAGACAUGGAAAAACCCUGGCACCGUGUUUCUGGAGUAUCACGUUUAUGAGGAGGACAUCAAUAUCUCGAGUAACUGGGAAGUCUUCCUUGAAGUUCUUGACGAACCGGAGCGGAUGAAGUCCAUGUCUCAGCUGGCGGUGCUGACACGACGCUGGUUUCCGGCUCAGAUGAAGCUGGAGCCCUUUCGUGAGGUGGUGCUAGAGAGCAGCAGUGUGGACGAACUCAAGGAAAAGCUCAGUGAAAUGAGUGAGAUUCCUCUCGAGAACCUGGAGUUCGCCAAGGGACGAGGAACAUUUCCUUGUGACAUAUCUGUGUUGGAGAUCCAUCAGGACUUAGACUGGAAUCCUAAGGUUUCCACACUCAACGUCUGGCCCCUGUACAUCUGCGACGAUGGUGCGGUGGUGUUUUACAGAGAUAGCACUGAGGAGAUCAUGGAGCUCUCAGAAGAAGAGCGCAACGAACUGAUGAAGAAGGAGAGCAGCCGGCUGCUGAAGACGGGCCACCGGGUCAGUUAUUCUCCCCGCAAAGAGAAAGCUCUCAAGAUCUACUUAGACGGAGGGCCUUCUAAAGACCCGGGCCAGGACUGAGAGUGGCCCCACCACACCCCGAUACACUUUUGUUUUUUUGUUUUUUUUUUUGUUUUUGUUUCUGUUUUUGUUUUAAAUAGCUGGCCUGUCUGCUGCAGUGUAGCGCUGCCUCACCAGGGGCCCUUGAUGGCGUCGAAGCCCACGUCCGAUCUGACGCCACCGGUGCCGAACAGCCAGCACUGUCUUCUCCGAGCUCUGUGGGGAGCUUGUGUACGAGGCUCAGAAUUUCUACUGUGCACUAUAGUUUCUCAUAAAGUUUAAAGGGAAGUGUUUCAAACGAACGGACACCCAGUAUCAUCCAGACAAAUCAAUCUUGAAAGAGACGGUGAUGCGCUUGUGGAAUAGAGAGGACUAUUUGUAUCUCUUUCUCUGGCUGUAUCAGGUUUUUUUGUUUUGUUUGUUUCUUUCCCUCCAAUUACUGUUCAUUAAUCACUGAUUCUUUGAUUGAGUAGUGAUCUCGUCCAACAAGCACAUGUCCAUGAUCCAAGUUUUGCUUGGUUGAGAUACACGAUGAGCCCCACAUCUCUAAUACGAACAUAAUCAUGCUCUGCUAACUUCAGGUGUAUUCUAGUCGUUCUCAGAAUACUGGGUCCUCUGCUCUUGGUCGAGUAAUUAAUUAAAUGCUUCUGUCCUGGACGAAGAGGCUCCACCCUGGCCUUUUCCCGAGAGUGCUUCCCCGCACGUGUGGGUGUGAUGAUGGCUGAUGCUCUGUGCCACCCUGCUGACUGCUAAAGCUCCUCCCAUUGCAGAGGGAACUCUGCCUCUUGAUCUCUUACAACUCCUCCUACUUCUCCCUCUCGGGUACUCACACUGGUACAUUUUUAGUCUGCCUUUAAGACUAGGGUAAUACAAAUCAAGUAGAGCUUUAUAUUUACCUGUUCCCCCCACCCCAUGUCGUCCUUGUAAAUUAUUUUCACCCCAGACUUGAUUAUAAUGAUCAUGUGAGUAACUGGCACACAUUUUAAUUGUUUUUCUCUGUAACCCAGUUUUCUUUUUGGUCCUGUUUUUAAUUCUGCAUAACAUGAGCGGAGCCUGUGUGUGUUCGAGCCUGGUCUCUGCGUGUGUGUGUGUGUGUGUGUGUGUGUGUGUGUGUGUGUGCGUGCGUGCGUGCGCGCUCUCUGUGUGAUGCUACUUGCUGCUGGUUUUUUUUCCCCCCCCUCUCCCUUGUUUUUUUUUUUUUCUUUUUUUUUUUUUUUUUUUUUUUUGCAUAGCCAGAGAGCAAAAGCUCUAAAGCAGGGCUGCUGGAUGCAACUGGCUAGUUUAUUGCAAGGUUUAGUAGAUGUGUCGGAACAGGAAAACCACUGGACUGUGCUGUGGCGUUUGGCGACCCUGAUUUAGAGCCACACUGGAGGAGCAGCGCUCUGGCUCACAGCAUCACUGAACUAAGCCGAACCACCGUGGGUUCCCUGGGCUCCUAACUCUGCCACAAGCUGUUCACUGUAGACUUGCCAAUAUGGAAAUAAAAAAAAAAUCAGUUUC